Molecule: messenger RNA, 2904 nt
Organism: Corythoichthys intestinalis (scribbled pipefish)
Lineage: Eukaryota; Metazoa; Chordata; Actinopteri; Syngnathiformes; Syngnathidae
Gene: nucleolin
Product: nucleolin
Exons: 16
Coding region: 150-2249 (699 amino acids)
Cellular component (GO): cytoplasm; nucleus
Molecular function (GO): mRNA binding
Source: RefSeq, a predicted model, not a curated record
GAACGCGCUCAACAAGAGAGUGAGGAGCGCGUCCUCAUCUCUGUCUUUCCUGAUCAGUGCACCCAUCGUGUAGGCAGAACCACGUGCAUGCAGUAGCUAUUUGCUUACUUCUUUUCAACGUCCGCCUCAUAUAAACACACGGAAGCACGAUGGUGAAGUUAGCGAAGACUCCAAAUAAACAAGUAAACCAGAAGAAAAAAGCCCCUCCUCCCCCCAAAGAAGUGGAUGAAGAAUCAAGCGAAGAAGAGGAGACUCCACCACCAAAAGUGGCAAAAAAAGCUACACCAGCCAAAGCUGCCAAGGUUAAUGCUAAAAAUGGCAAAGCUGCCAAGAAAGCAGAAAGUGAAGAGGAAGACGAUGAUUCCGAGUCUGAAGAGGAGGCCCCACCCCCUAAGAAAACCCCUGCCAAAGCAGCUGCAAAAGUUGCUCCUGCUGCUGCGGAAGAAUCUGAUGAUGAUGAUGAAGACGACGACGAUGAUGAUGAUGAAGAGUCCGAGGAAGAACCCCCACCACCCAAGAAAGCAGCCAAGGCUGCUGCAAAGGCCCCUGCCAAGCAAGUAAAGAACAAACCUGCAAAGGAGCCCUCAGAUGAUGAGGAUGAAGAUGAGGAAUCUGAAGAAGAGGCCCCUCCUCCCAAGAAGGGUGCAAAACAAGCUGCUAAGCCAAAAGCAAAACCAGCUAAAGUAGAGGAUGAGGAGGAGGAGGACGAUGAUGAGGAUGAAGAUGAGUCUGAAGAGGAAAUGGACACAACACCUGCUCCUGCAGCUGCAAAGGCAAAGAAGGCUGGCAUGGUCAAGGCCAAGGAAGAGUCUGAGGAUGACGACGAUGAGGAUGACGAGGAAGAGGACGACGAUGAGGAUGACGAGGAAGAGGACGACGAUGAGGAAGAAGAAGCCCCAGUGACUCCUGGUAAGAGGAAGGCAGAGGCUAAGAAGGACACACCACCUGCCAAAAAGGCCAAGUCAGAAGGAGAAGGUUUCUGUCUGUUUGCUGGUAACCUGAACUCCAACAAAGACUUCGAUGAAAUCAAAAGUUCCAUGAGGAAAUUUUUCGCCAAGAAUGACAUUGAAGUCGCUGAAGUCCGGUUAGGUGCAUCCAAGAAAUUUGGCUAUGUGGAGUUUUCGUGUGAGGAGGAUAUGCAAAAAGCAAUGGAACUCAAUGGCAAAAAGGUUAUGGGUCAGGAAAUCAAGCUGGACAAGGCCAGAAGCAAGGAGUCUUCCCAAGAGGGCAAAAAAGAAAGGGAUUCACGGACACUUUUUGUGAAAAACCUUCCCUUUUCUACCACGGUUGAUGACCUGAAAGAGGUUUUUGAAGAUGCGGUUGAUGUAAGGGUUCCCCCUGGCCAGAAUGGGGCCAACAGAGGAAUUGCCUACAUUGAGUUUAAAAGUGAAGCGGAUGCAGAGAAAAUGCUGGAAGAGGCACAGGGUUGUGAUAUUCAGGGAAGGUCGGUUGUCCUGGACUUCGUGGGAGAAAAAAGCCAGAAAGGGGGAAAGGUAGCAGCAUCAGCCCCAGCUGGCAAGGUAUUAGUUGUGAAUAACCUUGCCUUCAGCGCCACAGAAGAUGCUUUGCAAUCCACAUUUGAAAAGGCAGUUUCCAUUAGAAUCCCACAGAGAGAUGGCAGACCCAAAGGGUUUGCCUUUCUAGAGUUUGAGAACACAGAAGAUGCUAAGGAAGCUUUAGAAACGAUGAACAACACAGAGAUCGAAGGUCGCUCGAUUCGAAUUGAGUACAGUCAGAACAGCGGUGGUAGGCAGGAUGGAGGCAGGGGAAACUCUGGUCCAACAAAGACUCUGUUCGUCAAGGGUCUCUCAGAGGAUACAACGGAUCAAACCCUCAGAGAAGCGUUUGAAGGUUCAGUGGGUGCUAGAAUUGUCACAGACAGAGACACAGGGUCAUCUAAAGGCUUUGGCUUUGUGGACUUUGAUAACGAGGAUGACUGCAAGGCAGCCAAAGAAGCUAUGGAGGACGGCGAAAUCGACGGUAGCAAGGUGACUCUGGACUAUGCCAAGCCUAAGGGUGAAGGUGGUUUCCGUGGGGGUCGUGGCGGCGGCGGCUUCGGUGGCCGCGGCGGCGGCAGAGGAGGUCGCGGUGGCUUCGGUGGCCGUGGCGGCGGCUUUGGUUUCGGCGGCAGAGGUCGAGGAGGCCCUCGUGGCGGUGGAAGAGGUGGACGUGGUGGUUUUGGAGGUGGACGAGGUGGCGGUGGAUUUGGAGCCAAGCCUCAAGGAAAGAAAAUUAAGUUUGAUGACUAAAUUUAGUCUUUUACUUUUUGAAUGGACUCUGGUUUCAUCAGUUUUCAGAGCUUUUGGACAUUCCAGAAAGCGUCGUUGAUAAAUAUUUAACUGUUAAUGGGCAUUUUAGCCCUUGUAUUUGGAAUCCUCCAACUCUACCUGCCCUUCUGUGCCAAAAUGGCGCUCAAGAUAACAACUCGUGCGAGUACUGAAUGUCCUUAGUAAAAAAAAAAAAAAAAAAAACCUGCACCCCUCCACCUCUUUAGUUUGUAAUUCUAAAAGAGUAUAAUGGAAUGGGUCCAGCAAACCAGUUUGCUGUGAAAACUGAACGUCUUUUUUUCCCCCCACUUUCCCUCAGAUACAUACAUGUGUAAAUUAAACAGUUUGUAUGAUUUCUAUUAUCGUUUUGUAAAAAACAAAAUACACUUGUAUCCUUAUUUUGUUUUUGUUUGUCGUUUAGUUUGCUUUAGUCUUAAUGUAAUGUGUAAAGCAUAUUUUGAUAGCGUUUGAGUCCUAAGUUUGGUUUCGGCAAAAAUGUCAUGUUUAUCGGGAUGUGCUCUGGUCGAGUUGGAGAUUGACUGCACCUGAAUCGUGUAACAUAUUUGUAGUGUGUUGACUGUUUCCCAUUUGAGAAUUUAAUUGUCUCAUUGAAUAAACCUUGAAGGUGAUUUUUAAA